CUUUUGUUGAUACUCUGGAUUAGUUAUCACGGACGAAAUGCCAUGAGUCUUUAGCAAUGUAUGUGGAGAAGACUCUCGUCCAUCUAAAACAGAACGACCUGGAAGAGUUAAAGACAGUGUAAGUAAGUGAGCCAAAUCGUCUGCAUACCAGCAAACAUUUCCUGAUUCACCAAACAAGGCGGUGAAACUAACGGAAUUCCGUGGAGUCUCGCAAUCACCGCUUUUAGACCGAUCUCAGACGACGUCUGGACCGAUCUCUGAGCUGAAGGUCUUAUUUGGAAGUAAGUUGCUGCUUAUCUUUCUCUCGACUAGUGACGUUCGAUAUGUUUGACAGUCCAUCGGAUUUUAAUUGUUUUCAUAUUCAUUCGUUUUGUUUUCUCGAGUGGGAGCAUGAAAUACUUUUAGAGCUCAACAAGCGCGAAGCGAAGCGGGCAGAAAUAAAAUCGCGGUGAUUCUGCAUUUUAAAAAGUAAACACAACCUUGAUCUGUUCAAAUUCUUAGCGAAUUUUAACGGCAAAACGUAAUAAUAAUAGCAUUAUAUUUUUGCAUGAAGGCAAUCUUAUCGGAAAUGAAUGUUGACAUAACUAUUUUGGAAUGGUGUUUGAGUUAGCGAUUGACGUUUCGUGUCAAUUAGUAACUACCUACGUCAUACAAAUUCGCUAUACGAAUGACUUCAAAACGUUCCUGUGCUUGAAGCGAAAGCAAUCGAAUUCAGUUCGUCGAUUGUCGUUAUAAUCAAUAUUUAAAAAUCAGAGGUUGUUUUGAAGUUCAAAAGUCUAACACCGACCCCAAAAUGCAGCGUCCGGUGAAAGGUAACACAAUGUUUAGUUUGUAAAGGUGUCAGUUUGAACUGAAAUUUACCUGCGAAAUUUACAUAACUUGUACACUGCGUGUAUCAGUUGACUGUGAAAUAAGUUGUUUCAAAGAAUCGGCUUUUCCUAUUAGCAACUUUUACUUCGAUAUUUGCUCGCGUAAUACUUUUGUAGUCAAACUUAAAAUUGUAUUUCCAGCGUUGACACUUUGGAAGCAAUAUCGAUCUGAACACCUCGGUUCACUGAACAUUGACCGCGAUGAGCUUUCUAUCGCGGUUAAUUUCAUCAAAAUCUUAACCUUUCUGGCGAAAGAUUGAUGCCCGUUAAAACGAAAUAUCAAUCCAAAACGAUUCGGUUUGUGUCCUCUACAAAUCAAGUAAAUGAUUUCCCCCUUCACAACUAAUGACCGCACGACCCGCAUCUGUAAUAUUAAGCUCAUUUAACUCAUAAUGUCGUUAUUAAACUGUUUCUUUAAUCUAUUUUCUCUCUAAUAUGUAGAGUUAUCAUUCUAACUAAUAAUUCGUCAGCGACUGAUAAAUUGUCUGAAGAAACUUGUUCCUGUCUAUUUACUUUUUAAAUGUACUUUAUUGACAGUCGCCACGAGCUAGCAGAUAUUUGCAUUUCUUGUCGUCUCGAUGCAUAAAUCAGUCGUGAAAACUCGCUAAAGUUAUUUUUAUCACGGAAAAAAAGUAAAGGCAGUUUUAAAAUGUGAAGUAGUAAGGUAUCGGCUUAAUCUUAAGAAAUGGGUAUAAUUUUGGAAGCCGUAGGGGUGCUUUCUAAACAAACAGAACCAUCGCUCAAUAUCUCUCGGGCUUGAAUUUUUAUUGCUCAAGGUGCCCGCACAGUAGCGGCGGGCGGGGGGAAGGUAAUGGGGUUAAAUUGUCACAGGGUCUUCACGAAUUUAGUAACUUAAGCAUUUUCAGUUCUCCACAACCGCAAGUCCUGUCGUAAACAAUUCCACCGAAAAAAUGUGUUUUGGUAAUUGACAAUUUUUUUUUAUGUCGUUUUGCUGCAGAUCGAAUCGCAUUUGGGCAGCCAUGUUUCGAUUCCUGUUCAGUAAAAGAGGAAAAGGGAACAUCUCUCAACCAAUAGAAACACACCGAACCACGGAAAACUUUGAUAUGCCAUCUACUAGAACGUUCAAGGUCUUACGACCUGUUUUUCUCGUGUCUGUCUUCACGGGGUACUCGCAUAAAAAUUAUCGUAUUCAAGGAGUUCUUGGUGGCUUUCUGUGGCUCGCUAUGCUCCUUGCUCAUGCAACACUGGACUUUCUUGCUGCCCGUCAAGUCUAUACGUACGGAUGGGCUUCGGUGUCUUUGAGUCUCUUUCUAGUGUGUUUUAUAUGCACAAUUUUUAACAACAAAAAAAUGUUACCUUGGCUUGAAAAGGGAUUGUCACUGCUAGAGGAAGAUAAGAGAUAUCCCAAAACAAUGGAAAAAUGCCAGAAAGUUUUUAAGGUAGGCAUUGUUGAAGUGUUGGACUCUUGAGGUGAUCAAUAGCUCAACCAGGUCCUCAAAGCUUUUUUUUCUCACAUAUAUAAAAGAAAAAGCUUCCUGGGUUAUGUAGCGAUAGCAUCUUCUUGUUAGAGGGACUAAUCUUGCUAUUUACUCAUAGGAAUCAUUUAAGCCUGGGGUACUGAGAUUUAUGAUGACGCGAUCCUUUAUGUUUCAUUCCGGCAACCGGAGAGGAUUGUAGCCUGUUAACCAGGAUUUCUUAUGUGAAAACGAGAACUUGGUGACCGGCCAGCCCGCUAUAUGAUUACUUGCCGGUGUUUCCAAUAUGUGAGGACAAUUUUCAUGCCCUUCAGGAAAAUUAAACACGUGAAAUUGUCAGGACCAACAAUCAUCGGCAAAAUUGAUGACACAUUGACCUUUCCAACCCCCUACUACUUCAGUUUUAUCUCUUUACCCUUGAUAAGUUAGACUAUUGGCCCCCCACCCCCCCCCCAAAAAAAAGAAAGAAAAAACAAUGUUGUUUCGUGAUUCAUGAACCUUUAGCUACAGACAGGCGUCAUUGAGUGAACGGCCUGAAAUUCUGUGUAAUUUUUCUCACAGUGGAUACCGCUGUUUACCCUGGCAUUUGGAUUGUUCUGUGGAGCUGGUAUCUUCGCCUGCCUUCAUUUUGACGAGACGUUGGACGUCAAAAUAAACCUCGACGGAGCGAGAUCUGAGUUCCCGGACUACGUGCUCGUCACUCUGAAAGUGGUUCGAUUCUUGGCAGCUUGUUACGUCAUGUUUGCUUUAGCGCUGUUUUGGACCGUCACAGUAUGUGUCAUGCACAUAACUGGUUACUCUAUGACGGAGUUUCACGGUGGGUAGUACUUUAGUCUUUGUUUUUCUUCUUUACUGCAUUGCGCAUCCAUGCUAAACGUUAUUCCUCGUCCAAUCUCGAACCCAAAGCUCUUCCCUAUUGCGCGUACAUACGCAACCCAAGGAUGUUUUGCGCAAUUUUGGCGCGCGCACAAAGUACUAAGCGGCAGAAUUUACCUCGAGACUGGAUCUAGGCAGAAAAGUGAAUUGUCAUCCUCUAUGUACGGUGAUUAUUUUUCUUUUUAAACUCAACAAUAACUUAUCUCUGAACAUAAACUUAGAACAAGUUUAGUUCUCUAUUUCUGAUGGGAACAAUUUAAUAUGAAGUGUUAUGCGCUGUUGUUCCUGGGAAGAACUUUACCUCGUCAGCGUUUUUGACAUGCAGCGACAGACUUUAUCUCUUUUAACCCUUAGAGGAGAUAACCAAGCACCUGGUCGACAGGGACUCACCAAUCACAUUCAGACAAGGAGUAGUAUCGUUCUCAGAGAGGGGAAGAUUUGUGAGAAAAUCUGCGUCUGCGUGCAGGGUAAGAUAGAAAACCCAUUGAAAGUGUUUCGUAAAACUAACACUGUUGUUGUCUCACGUACAAUCAGACCACAUAUAUCAUAUCACAAGAACCUGUUGAGAACUCCAAGAAUAAACUAACAACACAGGACUUAACCAGGGCCUGAAAAAUGCAAAAAAGCGGAAUGACCAAGUUGCAAUGGGUUUUGUGUUACAUUUGAUUGGUUGGCAUAGUGUUACAAGUGUCCAUAACAAAUGACAGAGCGUAGUAAAGCAAAGCCAAAAGAUAAGUUUCGGUACCUGAAAAUUCAUUAAAUAUCAGUGCGAGAUGGUGCUCACAAGGCUAGUGUAAGUGAUUGGCGUGUUUGCCAUGUGUUGUUGUCUGACAGGUAAAGCUCCUUGCAAUUCCCAAUCUAUUGUAUUUACGAAAUUCAUGCUGCUUAGUCAAGGCCCUGGGAAACAAAUGCACCAGGUUCCCACACACUGUUGAACAUAACUAUUAUAUAAAAACUGUGGCUGUUACCAAAGUAUAAAACGUGAGAAAGAUUUUCCAAAGGGGAGGGGGUGUUCAACUGGAAAUUGGCGGCAUGUUAAAUUGUUUUAUUACUUUGAUUUAAAACUUUUUAUUGACAAUUACUUCCUUGCACUCUAAGUACAGCACGGGGCACCACCAUCAUAUUAAGUCGCUUUUUUCGCGAAAUGUGGCGUCUUCCUUGAGAAUGGGCCGACUGCAUUAGUAAGGAAAUAUAAGCAAUUUUUAUAGACUUAAGAAUAACUUGUUGAAUUUCUCUCUUGCCCCGCAGGUUACGCUGGCUGUUCUUUUGGUGUACAGCAUCGCAUCCCUUGCAGUGAAUGCAUUUCUGUUUUUGUACAAGCAGCGACACAUAGUGUUCGCUUUCUAUGCGUUGCUUCCCAGUGUCGUCGCUGUCUACCCUCUGUGCAUGGCUGCUUGGGUAACAAAACAAUACUCAUGGUAUGCAAAACAGUUUAGUAAGAGUUAGGGAAAUACAGUCGCUGUAUACACUUCGUGUAGGCCACUUCGUGAAUUAUCUGGCUGCCACACUGGAUUUUUUAAGCAGAGGAGGGUUGGAGAGAGAAAUACCAUUAUUUCUGCAAAGCUUGUCUGCCUUUAAAAGUAUAGAUCGUUGAAUUGCUUAGGAAGCCUUAAGAAGCCUAAUUACGAGCAAGGUGUGCGGUGAGGGUGAAAUAAGCUGAGCUAAAUGGCUUUGUUGAACAAGGCGUAACUGAGCCGAAAUGGGAUUCCUAAAUCAUUUUUGCAACAAGUUACUCGGGAUUUGAUUUCAAUUGAAUUUUGUUGGGAUGUUUUUCUAGGUAUCUCGCGGUGGUGGUGAAAGCCUGGGCCGAGAGACCCGAAAGCAGUUCCGAAGAGGAAGAAAACGAGCGUGACGCUCCGAGACAAAAAGAAAAGCUGGGUCAAAAGCGAGGGCGAAGUCUGUGGAGAAGAGUACACAGCGCAAAGAAAACCGCUCGCAAAGAGAACCUCCUCCCACUCAAGAAGACGAAUUCUAACCCUCUGGCUAGUGAAGUCAAGUCUGGAGUGGAAGAGAUAUCAACUAAGCAGAGCUACGUCGGAGAAUCUCUCCUUCGUCCGCAGGUCACUGUAAGUGAUCCGGAACUCUCCGAGGACGAUCGGCUACAAAAUAACAGCCAUUCGGACGACGACCAGCUUAAACCGAAGGAACCCGACGGCAGUGAAACUCCGAAGAGAUCCCGACGCGAGGUUUUGGAUAUGGUUCUUCGAGGAGCCGCAAGAGCUGUCGGAAAACUUAAACACAACGUCAAGAAACCUAAGUUUAAUUUCGAGAAAUACAUCUCUUAUCUUCAGAACGUUCUACCCAAUAUUGGUUUUGACAUUAUGGGAAUCAUUGUCACCUGGAAUAUGGUGUCCGCCAUCAUAUUUCUCGAGGUGUCCGUUCUUGCGCUUUUUGUUCAAGAAUCGAUUUUCGGCAAUUCCAAAGCGACAGUUGCAUUGUAGAGAUACUGAUGUGCUACAGAUACAAUGAAAAAUAUAGGCUCUGUACCAUUUGAACUUUUAAAAGAUUUAUGUCCCAGCACGGUGUUUGUGCUUAAAUACUCGACCAAAAGUAAAAGUUGGGAUUCAAUCGUUGGAUAUGAUAAAGUGCGUUUGAUGGCACACUGACUCGGGAUUGUAUCAAUACACCAACGUUACAUAUAAAUGUAUAAAUGAUGGUCAAUUGUUAUCUUGAUAAACACAAAUCAACCAGUUGAAGAGGCCUCGGGCCGAGUCUUGGUAACGUUGUGAAUCUACUUUUGUUGCUAUCGUAGUCGAGCAGAUUUGAGCCGUCGAAUUCAUAUCAGUUUACCUGGCAUCGUUUUUGUAUCUACUUGCACAAGCCUUGUAAGAAUAAAGUUCAUACCACAACCAACAGCUUUCAGCUUUCAAUAUAAAUGCAUAGUUAGGAGAUACGCUAGUAUAUAAAUUGUUAAAGUCGAAUGUGAAGUGUAAUCAUGCGAGUGGAGGUAGUCACUCGUUUGUAACUUGUCAGAUACGAUUCUUCAGUCAAGCAAAGUCGUUUUAAAUUAAAUAUUAAAUUAUUUAAGUCGUUGCUUUGGUUCUAGUAGAUAUGGGCAGAACAACAGUUUGUUGUGAUUUUAUAAAAUAACUACAAUAAAUCUAUACUAAACUUAGGGAAUGUAUGAACUUACAAAAAAGAAAAUGUUCGUUCUUUCGCUGUCUGUUAACGAGGGAGACAGGGAGUAAGUUUCUAAAGAAGCUGUAUAAUUCGGUUUUAAUCAACUGAAUUGAUAUUGUACCUUGGCCACCGUAGAGAAUUUCUAAGGCUUACGU
Molecule: messenger RNA, 6456 nt
Organism: Pocillopora meandrina
Lineage: Eukaryota; Metazoa; Cnidaria; Anthozoa; Scleractinia; Pocilloporidae
Source: the annotation of a GenBank genome assembly